AUGCAUUCGGAAUUCAUUCUCUCUCCAUUCCGUUGCAAUAAUUUCAAAUGGAACGUUAAUCAGAUAAUCUAUAGUGUUGUCAAUGACGUGAACACUAUUGAGUUGUCUAUUUUUAUGGCGCCUUUUAUAACCAAAAGAUUGGCUUUCUUUUCUCCUAUUCCUUUGAAUAGUUUACCCAAUUUAUAUUUCCGUUUCUCUCUGCGUUCAGAAAUGUUGGAGAGAGAAACUCUCAUCUCUUUUUCUGUUCUACGCUGGGAAUAUAACUUAGCUUCUUUACUUAGCCGUGUUUAUGCAAUUUUUUCUCUCAUUUUCUCGUUUCUUUUUUAUUCCCCACGUACAUUUUCACAAUCAACCACAUUCAUUCAUUCCCCCACUCCGCUACCAUAUUUAUUCCCCUUCCUCCUACUCUUUCUCUUAUUUCUUCUUAACGUUUCUAAUUGCCUUUCUUCUUUUUUUUUAUUUCUCCCUCCAAUAUUUCUUUCUGGCUUGGUAUUUAUUCCGUUCGGUCCGUUUGCUCCACCCAACGCCUUUUCAUGUCUAUUAUCUAUCUAUCUUUCUUUCUUUUUUCUCAGUUCAUUCCUUUUAUCUACCUCUAAUGUUAUGAUAAAAGCCAAGAUUUUGAAUGAUAACAUUCUCUCCACCUAUCUACCUUUCUGUAUAUCAAUCUAUCUUUUUGAAAUAUUGAUUUCUGGUCUGUUCAUAUCUAUCUAUCUAUCUAUCUAUCUAUCUAUCUAUCUAUCUAUUUCGGGACCUUGGACCAUAACAUUAUCUAUCUAUCUGCCUCAUCCUGUUCAUAUCUAUCUAUCUAUCUAUCUAUCUAUCUAUCUAUCUAUCUAUCUAUCUAUCUAUCUCAGUUUGUUCAUAUCUAUCUAUCUUCUUUCUUUCUCUCUUUCUUUCUUCGUACUCAAUCAACCUGAAGCUAUCCACAUCUAUCUAUCUAUCUAUCUAUCUAUCUAUCUAUCUAUCUAUCUAUCUAUCUGUAUUUAUGGGAAUAGUGACAUACCCAUUAUCGUCCAUAUGCUACAACACUAUCUAUCUAUCUAUCUAUCUAUCUAUCUAUCUAUCUGUAUUUAUGGGAAUAGUGACAUACCCAUUAUCGUCCAUAUGCUACAACACUAUCUAUCUAUCUAUCUAUCUGUAUUUAUGGGAAUAGUGACAUACCCAUUAUCGUCCAUAUGCUACAACACUAUCUAUCUAUCUAUCUAUCUAUCUAUCUAUCUAUCUAUCUAUCUGUAUUUAUGGGAAUAG
Messenger RNA from Acanthosepion pharaonis, 1248 nucleotides. The record is from the annotation of a GenBank genome assembly. Lineage: Eukaryota; Metazoa; Mollusca; Cephalopoda; Sepiida; Sepiidae.